Mesorhabditis belari is the source of this 1158-nucleotide messenger RNA. NCBI's taxonomy places the organism in Eukaryota, Metazoa, Nematoda, Chromadorea, Rhabditida, Rhabditidae. The record is from the annotation of a GenBank genome assembly.
AUGAGUGACGAUUUACGGUAUUUCUAUUCGAUUGAAGCAAGCACUUCACACGAAAGCGCAUUCGAUGAACGCACACCUUCCGAGAUUUCUCUUCAGACUGAUGACGGGGAAACAUGUCAUCUCGAGGUUUUCUCAACUACAGAUGCCAUUCGCAUGUUGCUCAACUCGGGUUUGGGUAGCGUCAUUUGUUUCACCGGCAUCACUUUCAACAUGAUCCUCUUGGUGAUGUUCUCUCGACUUUCUUUUCACAACACAAACUACCUCUAUCUCUAUAUUUUAGCCUUUUUCGACAUCAUCGUCGAAGUGUGUUUUAUCAUGAUCUUUUCCGCAGCCACCUAUUACGAAUAUUUCUACAAUUAUGAACUCUACGUCGCUUGGCACAAUUAUAUUAGACUUUUCUCAACAGUAGGACAAGUUCUAAUCAUCGCCUCAUCAGUCUUAAUCGUGUUGGCUUCGUUUGAGCGUUAUAUGUGUUCCUCAUCGAAAUCUCCUGGUUUCGAUCCGCGCACCCGAACACUUCUCAUAUUUUUCGUCAUUUUAUACGCUUUUAUUGUAAAGGGUACAGUUUGGGCGGAACUUCGCCUCAUUCACGCUCCAGAAUGUGCGAAAUUUUCUGAUUGGCACAUCACGCAGAGUUCGCUCGCCGAUCAAAACAGUUUCUACUACACGAUGUGGAUGGUGCACGGGCGGAAUGUCCUCUGCGUUUUCCUCCCAUUCUCGCUGCUUUGUGUGCUCAAUUUUCUUACCUUUCGCAACAUCAAUCGAAAGAGUAAACACUUCGAGGCAAUGCUUUUAGAGGGUCCAACAAUGUUAUUACCACAAGAUGCACAACAAGCUCUUGCGGCAAGAGAUCGAAAAAGGGAUGCCACAUAUACGCUUUUCGCUUUAGUAUCGGUGUACCUUUUUUCCAACCUUAUCAAUACAUGGUUGACUUUUUGGGAGUACAUCGACAAAGAUGGACUCGCCUCGAUUGGAGACGGUUGGCCUUAUAGAUACCUUGCUGAUGUAUCAUCUCUCACGUCAAUCGCAGCAACCGCUUUUCGAUUGCCGAUUUAUUGGGGCUGUAAUCGAGAACUCAAAAUCCAUUUAUCAACCUUUUUCAAUGAUUUCACAAACAAGAAACUCGAAAAAUUUGCUCUGAAACAUGAAGUCAUCGUA